Messenger RNA from Radiomyces spectabilis, 1930 nucleotides. Its product is annotated as amino acid permease/ SLC12A domain-containing protein. Lineage: Eukaryota; Fungi; Mucoromycota; Mucoromycetes; Mucorales; Radiomycetaceae. The record is from RefSeq and is a predicted model, not a curated record. The transcript has 12 exons. Gene Ontology annotation, cellular component: membrane. Gene Ontology annotation, molecular function: amino acid transmembrane transporter activity. Gene Ontology annotation, biological process: amino acid transmembrane transport. Bases 113 to 1765 code for a protein of 550 amino acids.
CUUUAACUACAUUUUGUUAUCAACCCUAUUUUCUUUUUUUUUUUACAUCUCUUUAACUUUAUCUAUUUUUUCUAUUGUUAAAGAAAUCAUUAUUUAUUUUUAAAAAGGCUUAAUGGAUCAAAAGAUUAAUCGCCUCGAAAGCGGCGAGUUUUCGACGGAGAAGACGGAAAUCGACAAAGAUUCCAAUACCCUUGAAACGCAUGUAGAGUUGCAGCACCUUCAGGGCGGCACUAAACGUGGUUUAGAUGCAAGACAUAUUCAGAUGAUCUCGUUGGGAGGUGCCAUUGGUACCGGUCUUUUCCUCAACAUGGGAGGCAAUAUCGCCACGGCUGGCCCUGCUGGUGCUUUGAUUGCCUAUGUGGUUGUUGGUAUCAUGGUAUAUUGUAUCAUGACUUGUCUGGGAGAAAUGGCUACUUUUAUGCCUGUGACGGGUUCUUUCAACCACUAUGCUACUCGAUUUGUGGAUCCAGCAUUAGGUUUUGCGUUGGGCUGGAAUUACUGGUUUUCUUUAGCUGAUAAUAAUGUGGGCUUCUCUUUAUUCGUGGACCGAUUACUGAAUUUUUCAGUGGAACUAGCUGCUGCUGCUACGAUUAUUGCUUGGUGGAAACCUGUCAUGCCUGAUGCAGCAUGGUCCACUAUUUUCCUUGUCAUGAUUCUUACCAUUAAUAUGGCCAGUGUAAGACUUUAUGGUGAAAUCGAAUACUGGUUUGCCAUGAUCAAAAUCAUCAUUGUUAUCGUUUUUAUUAUCAUUGCUAUCCUCGUGACCUCUGGUGCCGUGGGUCACAAAGUGAUUGGAUUUGCUUAUUGGAAAGACCCUGGCGCCUUUGUCGAUGGCGCAGUUGGCACCGUGAGUGUGCUUUUAUCAGCUGGUUUUUCUUUCCAGGGAACCGAAGUUGUGGGUAUCACGGCCGGCGAAGCCAAAAAUCCUACCAAAACUGUACCGCGCGCUAUUCGCAACACGUUUUGGCGUAUUCUCAUUUUCUAUGUGGUCACCAUUUUUUUGAUCGGUUUAUGCCUUCCAAGCAACGACCCUCAGCUGGAGAACUCUGACGACGACCCUGCUACGGCGGCUUUCACGUUGAUUUUCAAGUUGGCGGGUAUUGACGCCGGUGCUCAUGUGAUCAACGCUAUUAUCCUUACCAGUGUGUUGUCGGCGGCCAACUCUUCCUUGUACACCACCGCUCGUACCUUGCUUGGCCUUUCACGCGAUGGUAACGGUCCUGCUUUUCUUGGCAAAGUCAACCGCUUUGGAUCCCCUUACUGGGCAGUUCUGUUCUCGUCCAUUACUGGGUUUGCCGUUGUUUUUGUUUCCAUUUACAGUGCAUCGGCGGCAUUUGAAUGGUUCAUGAGCAUUACUGCUGUAUCCGGUUUCAUCAGCUGGGCCGGUAUUGCUUUUGUUCAUAUCCGUUUCCGAAGAGCUUACAAUUAUCAAGGACGCAAUCUUGACGACUUGCCUUUCAAGGCUAUUCUUUACCCAUAUUCAGGCAUUUUCGCUUGUGGGCUCUGUAUUCUCAUCAUUCUCGGCCAAGGCUACGUUUCGUUCACGCCAAAGUUUGAUGCCAUCACAUUCUGCAAAAGUUAUAUCGGAAUCAUUCCUGCCAUUGUAUGUUAUAUAGUGUACAAGGUCCUUCGAAGAACCAGGGUCGUGCCACUUGGUGAAGUGGAUUUUGAAACGGGCCGUGUCACACGUCUCGACAUCGAGAAAGACGAGGAAGAAGACAUUGAUGUUGCUUGGUGGAGACGUAUUUUACGAUGGAUUGUGUAACUGAGAAAUUCUCAUCUACAUUUCUCAAAAAUCAACUCGUGCUAUAAAAUUACUCUUUCUUAUUGUUGUUAUUCGUAUAUCGUACCAUGAUUGUUUCCAGAAAGGCACAGAUUAAUUAAAGUCGCUUUGUGUCCUGCAAUACACAAAAAAAGUUUUCUAUAUUUG